Messenger RNA from Nymphaea colorata (pocket water lily), 825 nucleotides. RefSeq names its product 60S ribosomal protein L28-2-like. Gene Ontology annotation, biological process: translation. The transcript is spliced from 4 exons. The record is from RefSeq and is a predicted model, not a curated record. Gene Ontology annotation, cellular component: ribosome; cytosolic large ribosomal subunit. Bases 152 to 601 code for a protein of 149 amino acids. Lineage: Eukaryota; Viridiplantae; Streptophyta; Magnoliopsida; Nymphaeales; Nymphaeaceae. Gene Ontology annotation, molecular function: structural constituent of ribosome.
UAAAGUUCAUACAUACCUAGGGUUUUAAUGUUGGCAGGGUCGUUAUAAGAAAAAUCUCUCCAUUUGCUUCUCUCUCUGCCCUUCAGCCGUGGACGAGAAAGGUUUUUGGGAAGACGCAGUGAGCGUUUCCUUCAUCUCGUGUACUGUGAAGAUGGCCGGUAUUCCGGAUCCUCUUCUCUGGGAGAUCGUGAAGAAGAACAACUCUUUCCUAGUCAAGCAAUUUGGGAACGGCACCGCGAAGGUCCAGUUCAGCCGAGAGAAGAAUAAUCUUUACAACAUCCACUCGUACAAGUACUCGGGGUUGGCAAACAAGAAGACCGUGUCGAUUCAACCUGGUGCAGAUGUUUCUGUUGUGCUGUCAACUACCAAGACCAGAAAGCAAAACAAGCCUGCUUUGGCUCACCACAAGUCUGUUAUGAAGAAAGAGUUUCACAAAAUGGCAAAGGCUGUUGUUAACCAGGUUUCUGAUAACAACUACAGGCCAGACCUUAAGAACGCUGCUCUUGCAAGGCUGAGUGCUGUUCACAGGAGCCUGAAGGUUGCCAAAUCUGGCCCCAAGAAGAGGAACAGGCAGCGUACUAAGAUCUCCUUUACGAAGUGAAUGAGUGCACACAAAUUUUUUGCUGCUUUCAGAAUGUUUCUGAUACUACCCAAUAUAGGUGUUUUGACGUGAUGAUAUUUUCUCAUUCCCUCUCUUGUUUCUCUUUGUUAAGUACAUUCUUUUUCUAGUUUUCACUCUUCUAGAGACCGUUUCCUCCCAUAUCUGUAUUGUUUCGACUUGAUAAUGUGAUUAUUGGCAUGAAAAGAUUCUUUCUUUCAUGUGAA